Pogoniulus pusillus (Red-fronted tinkerbird) is the source of this 1628-nucleotide messenger RNA. It is a transcript of the gene BORCS7, whose product is annotated as BLOC-1 related complex subunit 7. Bases 27 to 347 code for a protein of 106 amino acids. The record is from RefSeq and is a predicted model, not a curated record. Gene Ontology annotation, cellular component: BORC complex. The transcript has 5 exons. NCBI's taxonomy places the organism in Eukaryota, Metazoa, Chordata, Aves, Piciformes, Lybiidae.
GGCGCGGCGGGGCGCGGGCAGGUGCGAUGGCGGCGGGGGGCGCAGCGGACGCCCAGGCGCGUUUCGGCCACUCGGUGAAGGGGCUUCUGACCGAGAAGGUGACGAGCUGCGGCACCGACGUGAUCGCGCUCACCAAACAGGUGCUGAAGGGCUCCCGUAGCGCCGAGCUCCUGGGUCAAGCUGCUAGAAACAUGGUGAUGCAAGAGGAUGCCAUCCUGCACUCAGAAGAUAGUUUAAGGAAAAUGGCCAUAAUAACUACUCAUCUGCAGUACCAGCAAGAAGCAAUUCAGAAGAAUGUUGAACAGUCAUCAAACUUACAGGACCAGCUGAGUCACUUGCUGAAAUGAAGCAUAUCAGAAGGCACAUGGACAUCUCAACUGGCACUGAGGGCAGCAAAGUGUCUUUUUCCCUCCAGACCCUGAGAUUCAGACCUAUGUCUGGAUGGUGCUGAAUGUCAGCUGGGAUAUCAGCAGAUUCUGUGUUUCUGGGCAUGUGGGCCCCUCUCCUGUGCCUCCAUCCACAUUUCCGUUCCAGAAUGCUUGUCUGCUCACCAGCUCCUAACAAAUUUACUUGAAACGUUGCUCCAUCUGACAAUUCCUGUGUCCACUUUCCUCCCAUGCACCAUGAGGUACUCAGCCCACACCAGCACCCCAUGAAAGAAAUGCAUGAAGUCUAGCCAUGGGUUCUAAAUGCAGGUGCCUGCAGUUUGACACUGGUCUGUAUUUAGACACAGAUGACACAGAAUACAAUUUAGGGCAUGUUAAUCAGUGAGAUCUGUAAGUGCCUGGGUGGGUAAGAGAAGUGCUUCAGUGUAGACUGAGGUGCCAGUCCAAGCCCAGAAUUUCUGAAGAGAUGAGUCUGGGCACACAGCCCUGUCGCUGGCCCAGCUGAACAUGGUUUGGCCAGCAUCCUGCUUGGAGGUUAUCUUGUUUUCCACUCCACCAGACUCUGGAAUUCCAUCCCCCUUGACAACCCAUCUGCAUGGCCCUCGGCCUUCAGCUGCAUUCCUCUUCCUGGGCUGCUGCUCCAGCUCUUGGUGAAGCAGCCUUGGCUGUGGUGUAUGCUUGUAUCUGGUUGGGAAAAUCUCCAAAGACAUGACUAGGAAGCAGGUAGGAGAGCAUCAUAAGCUGUUGUGCUUAGUUCUGCACUACCUGGUUUUGGGGGUCUAGCAACAGGGCUCCUGCUCACAUCCCAGGGAGUGACAUCAGGCCCAGAUAAUUAAAUGCUGGGUUUUGUUUUGGUAAAUUAUUUAUCUGGAGCACUUAGAGCACAUGGGAAGCACUUGUUUGCUUGAGUGUGCUUUUCAUCAGCUGAUAGCAGAAGGCAGGCCAGAAGCAGGCAUUGGCCUGUCACAUUCCUGCUGGAGCACUGCUGGAGUUUGGCUCCUGUGCUGUAGAGCCUCCUCUGUUGCAUUUCACCAUCCAUUCCAGUGCCACUACCUGUUUGGGUUUCAUCUGCUGUAGCACACCACUCCUGCAUCCCCACUGUUAGCCCCGGGCCAUGGGGGUGUUUCUGCUUUGGGAGGGGUCCUGGUCCCCAGCCUUGCUGGUAUACUUUGGGAAUGGGGGUUUUCCCUGAGUUGCUAGAGAAUCUGCAACUGAGAAUAAAAGCUGCCCUCACCACCACCA